This is a messenger RNA of Polistes dominula (European paper wasp), 506 nucleotides long. It is a transcript of the gene MED9, whose product is annotated as mediator complex subunit 9. Gene Ontology annotation, biological process: regulation of transcription by RNA polymerase II. NCBI's taxonomy places the organism in Eukaryota, Metazoa, Arthropoda, Insecta, Hymenoptera, Vespidae. Gene Ontology annotation, cellular component: mediator complex. Gene Ontology annotation, molecular function: transcription coregulator activity. The record is from RefSeq and is a predicted model, not a curated record.
ACUCGAUAUAUGCAAUAUACCUAGGUUAUUAUGUUUCUAGUAUUGACAUUGCAUUUACAAUAUAUAUAAAAUUAAAUUAAAUUUGAAUAGUUCAGGGAGAUGCUGGCCUAUAAUAUAUCAAAUUUUAAUUUAUUUUUAUCAUGGAAACAUCAGAGCUAACGGAAGAAAACCCUAUGAGAAGUUCAUUUACAGUUGAUGAUUUAGAUAUUGAGAUACUACCUCUUAUUUAUGACAUAUUAAGAAGCGUGGAAAAAGAUCCUCAUGAUACAACUCAAAAAGCAAAAGAAUCACAAGAUACUAGUCAUAAAAUACUAGAGUUACAAAAGAAAUUGGAUUCCGCAAGAACUCAGAUUAAGCGGUUACCAGGAAUAGAAUAUAGUAAAGAAGAACAGUUACAAAAACUUGAAACUCUUCGUAAACAGCUACGACUUAAGCGUGAACUGUUAUUGAAAUAUCGUAAUAUGUGCACAUUUGAAGUACCUAAAAUAUAAAUAUUGAUAUUUUUU